AGUCUGCUCACACAUUCAAGUUCUGCUGUGAAAAAUGUAAAAGCAUCGCUCAGACCCACGGCACAAAGCUUGUUACUCCCCAGAGGAUUUCAAACGGAUGUUUCCAAAUGCAGCUGGAAGGAGAAGGCUCAUACGAGUGUUCGGUCACCGGUCUGGCCUUUGAAGCAAGCGAGUCGGUUCUGGUGCGGUAUUCGGUCUUAUCCUGGUCCAAGUUUGGCUCGUUCUUAUCCAACUCCUGGAAAUUUGCUGGACCAAUCUUUGACAUCGACACUGUCAACAAGGAGGCGUCUGUUCUCACAUCCAUCCACCUCCCCCACUCUGUUUGCUUAGCCCAGUCUCCUGACAACGCCGUGCCAUUCAAGAUCCUGUGUGUUGUCGAUGAGGUUUUCAGGGAGGCUUUCAUUGAGCCACCCUCAGGCUACUCAGGUAGCCACGUUAAGUGGAGGGUGAAGUCCCUGUCCCCCGUGUGUCCCAUCAUUCCAGCAGACGAACAGGCUGAAUAUCAUGGCAUUGUUCUGAUCUACAAACAGAUAAACACCAACAACAACAUCUUCCAUGUCUACCUGGUCCUAAAUAACAUUUCUGCCAUUAAAGAUAUACGUGAUCAGGUUCAGAGCUACCCGAAUAAAUACGUCAGGGUGACUAAAUCCUCCUUCUGCAGACUGGUUGAGGGGAUAUUUCGCUUUUCCAGUGAGCCGGAGGGAGUGGUCAGACCUCAGGAGCUGGAAUUUACACUAGCUGUGAUAGCAUUAAAGGGCUUUUUCGAGGUCUUCUAUGACAAGCAACCUCCGUUUGAAUGGUCUGUAAGAAAGAAGAGCACUGAUGAGGUCGUCUGGUCUGCCGUCAUCAGAGCAGACGACUGCCAGGCUGCAUUCAAAGAAAACCCAAGGAAAAGAGCCAAAUAUGAUGAUGACUUGAGAGCAAAGAUCCAUCGGGGUCAGGACCUGUCAGAGAAGCAGCUCAUGAAGGUCGCCAAGAACUUUGGGUCAGAGUGGAAGGAGGCAGCCAUUUACUUAGACUUACUGACCAAAGAUCUGGAUGAGAUCCUGGAGACGGAGCAGGAUGUGACCAUGCAGAAGCAUAGGAUGCUGGUCAGGUGGAAGAACAGCAGGAAACCAGGAGAAGCUACUGCGGCUGCCCUGUUGGAAAGUUUGGAAGAUAUGGAUAAAUUGUCCACUUACGUUCGCGGCAUUCUGCACGAUUUAAUGAAAGCAGACGAUGAACGCAUGGACAAUUAAGAAGAUCCAUAAAAAUGGAUUCAGUUACACCCACUCGAGGACGACGUCAAAGAAACGGAGACGCCUGCUGGAGACUUUGCGGGUCUAAGGGAGCCAACCACUGCCAUGAUUUUAGGGACUGCCAGGUGAUAAAACCAUAUUGGGAAGAGUUCCACAAACAUAUUGAAAAUAUAUUCAAUGUAAACAUUCCAUUCAAAUGUGAAACGUUGUGCUUGGGCUACUUGCAAUUGGUCACAUGGACCAAUAAAGACAAAAAACUGCUGGCUAUAUUACUGGCACCCAGUAAGAAAGCCAUCACAAGGAAAUGGCUAAAACCAGAUCCACCCACCAUCGAUGAAUGGAUUGAAAUUGUUUACCAGAAUUAUGCUAUGGAAAAGAUUUAGUUUUCCCUCCAAGUUGAAAAGGGAGAUUUUUAUAAGAUCUGGACCAAAUGGACUGAGUAUGUAAAGCCAAUUAGAUCUGACUUCAUUUGAUUGUUCUUGUGAAUUGUGUGUCCUGCCCUUUUAUAUUCUUGUGGUUUUUAUUGCUCGAGGCGGUGCAAUCCCCAUUUUUGUUAAAGUUUGUUCAUUUUUCUUAUCGUUCACAACUAAAAUUUGUGAUAGUCUGUAAAAGAAAAUACCAGAAAGGCACCAUGGACAAAAUCACUUGGACUCUCCGCUUCUAUCCUCAUAUACAACCUUAAAGGGGUAAAGCUCUAAUUGACGAAUGUUAUGGAAAUCUGUCUUUCUAAAUAAAAAAAUUUGAAUAAUAAGAAAUGGAUUCAACAAACUGUGGAACAUUUGUCGGCUGCAGCAAGGAUCUCAGGAGUGCAAUGAAGUGUCAUUGACAAGUGGACCAAACUUCACCUCUCUUUUGUUUUUAUUUUCUACUCGCCAAACAACAACUUUUGUGUUUACAUUUAAAAUGUGCCAAAAUCCGUAUCCUGUAACAUGUUCAUGUUGGUUCCAUGUGUGAAGCUGGUGAGGUGUGUGAAAUGGUGUGUGUACCAUAUUAGGUAAAUUCCUGUGGAUUAUUUAGUAAAACGGAUUCAUUUUCUUGAGGUGAAUUAUGCCAUCGUUUGCUCAUCAUGUGAAUGGGACUCAGUGGAAAGAUGAAUGCAGUUUGGUGAAUCUGGGUGCAAAGUGGUUUGUAGAAAUUUGAUCCAAUUACCAUUUAUGUUCACCAUGUUCUUUAUACAUCUUUUUGUCUGUUACAAUUUUUUUUUUUUUACUCGUAGUCAAAUUUUAUACACCUAUUAUCUGCAUGUAAUAGG
Gambusia affinis (western mosquitofish) is the source of this 2490-nucleotide messenger RNA. RefSeq names its product NACHT, LRR and PYD domains-containing protein 1b allele 3-like. Bases 108 to 1238 code for a protein of 376 amino acids. NCBI's taxonomy places the organism in Eukaryota, Metazoa, Chordata, Actinopteri, Cyprinodontiformes, Poeciliidae. Gene Ontology annotation, biological process: signal transduction. The transcript has 11 exons. The record is from RefSeq and is a predicted model, not a curated record. Gene Ontology annotation, molecular function: protein binding.